Molecule: messenger RNA, 870 nt
Organism: Zymoseptoria tritici IPO323
Lineage: Eukaryota; Fungi; Ascomycota; Dothideomycetes; Mycosphaerellales; Mycosphaerellaceae
Exons: 3
Coding region: 1-870 (289 amino acids)
Molecular function (GO): oxidoreductase activity
Source: RefSeq, a predicted model, not a curated record
AUGGCUCCCACCAACAACAUCCAAGACCUCUUCUCCGUGCCCGGACUCGUGGCGGUCAUCACCGGCGGCGGCUCUGGUCUCGGCUUAUACGCCGCCCGAGCUCUCGACGCCAACGGAGCAAAAGCAGUCUACAUCCUCGGCCGGCGCGAGGAGACCCUCAAAACCGCCGCCUCGACCGGAGUCAACGGCAGAAUCAUCCCCAUCGCCUGCGACGUCACGGACAAAGCCUCCCUCGCCGCCGCCGCGGAUCAAGUCCGCCGCGAACAAGGCUACAUCAACCUCCUGUUCGCCAACGCGGGCAUCGGCGGCCCCAACAAUGCUUCCGCCGCGAAGAGGGAAGAUGGCAGCCAAGCGAGCCCCAAAGAAUUCGCCGACGCAUGCUUGCAGCCGGAGAUGGCGGAGGUCACCAAGACCAUGCACGUGAACAACACAUCUGUUCUCUACACCGUGAUGUCGUUCCUCGACUUGCUGGACUUGGGCAAUAAACAGCAGAACGUAGCUCAAGACUCCCAAGUCAUCGUGACCUCCUCCAUCGCCGGGUUCUCCCGCGCCAUGGCCACGGGAUUCGCGUAUAGUACCUCCAAAGCGGCGGUCACCCAUUUGGUGAAGAUGAUGUCCACCUCGUUCGCGCAGCAAGGUUUCCGGAUCCGGGCGAAUGUUAUUGCUCCCGGGUUGUAUCCGAGCGAGUUGACGGCCAAUUCGGUGGACCAAGUCAUGGAGAAAGAGAGAUGUCCCUCGUUGCGGACGGGCAGCGAGGAGGACUUUGCGGGGACUUUUCUGUACAUGGCGUCGAGGGCGGGAGCUUAUCUGAAUGGAGAGACGUUGGUGACGGACGGCGGCAGACUGGCUCAAAUGCCAGCGGUCUAUUAG